GGGAGCUCCUGGGGGCGGGUCCAGCACUGAAGCCCCACCCCAGAGCCGACGUAGAGGGCGGGGCGGGGCCAAGCGCGCGGCGUCUGGUGACUGACUGACCGCUCGGCGCCAUGGCCGCGGACGCGCGCGCCAAGGCCGCCACUCUGGACCUGAGACGUCGGCUGCUCAGCUCUUCCUGCAGACUCUUUUUUCCUGAGGAUCCUGUUAAGAUUAUCCGAGGCCAAGGGCAGUACUUGUACGAUGAGCAAGGGCGAGAGUACCUGGACUGCAUCAACAACGUGGCUCAUGUCGGGCACUGCCACCCUACCGUGGUCCAAGCUGCACAUGGACAGAACCUGGUGCUCAACACCAACAGCCGAUAUCUACAUGACAACAUCGUGGACUAUGCCCAGAGGCUGUCAGAGACCCUGCCGGAGAAGCUUUCUGUGUUUUAUUUCCUGAAUUCUGGGUCAGAAGCCAACGACCUGGCCUUGAGACUAGCUCGCCAGUACACAGGACACCAGGAUGUGGUGGUAUUAGACCAUGCUUAUCAUGGUCACCUGAGCUCAUUGAUCGACAUCAGUCCCUACAAGUUCCGGAAUCUGGAUGGCCAGAAGGAAUGGGUCCAUGUGGCUCCGCUCCCAGACACCUACCGCGGACCUUACCGGGAAGACCACCCCAAUCCAGCAGGGGCCUAUGCCAGUGAGGUGAAGCAUGUCAUCAGCAGUGCACAGAAGAAGGGCAGGAAGAUUGCAGCCUUCUUCGCUGAGUCUCUGCCUAGUGUGAGUGGACAGAUCAUUCCCCCUGCUGGAUACUUCUCCCAGGUGGCGGAGCACAUACGCAGAGCCGGAGGGCUCUUUGUGGCUGAUGAGAUCCAGGUUGGUUUUGGCCGAGUAGGCAAACAUUUUUGGGCCUUCCAGCUGGAGGGAGAAGACUUUGUCCCCGACAUUGUCACCAUGGGCAAGUCCAUCGGCAAUGGUCAUCCUGUUGCCUGCCUGGCCACUACCCAAGCUGUGUCAAGGGCAUUUGAAGCUACCGGUGUAGAAUACUUCAACACGUUUGGUGGCAACCCUGUGUCCUGUGCUGUGGGGCUAGCAGUCCUGGAUGUCUUGAAAACAGAACAGCUCCAGGCUCAUGCCACUAAUGUGGGCAGCUUCCUUAUGGAGCACCUCAGCCAGCAGAAAGCCAAACAUCCUAUCAUUGGAGAUGUCAGGGGCACUGGGCUCUUCAUUGGUGUGGAUCUGAUCAAGGAUGAGACCCUGAGGACACCAGCAACUGAAGAGGCAGAGUAUUUGGUCUCCAGGCUAAAGGAAAACUACAUUUUACUGAGCACUGACGGCCCUGGGAGGAAUAUCCUGAAGUUCAAGCCUCCAAUGUGCUUCAGCCUUGAUAACGCACAGCAUGUGGUAGCAAAGCUGGAUGACAUUCUAACAGACAUGGAAGAAAAAGUACGAAGUUGUGAAACACUGAGGAUCAAGCACCCUCCAGGUAAGCCAGACUUGGCCCCUCCUCCACCAGUAGAUUCCCAACAUUUCAACUUGCAUUUGCUAGAUUGAAAUGAAGGAUGUAGAACAUACAAUAUGGGGCAAGAUGUUCUCUAAAUAUGGAGACAAUGGGCAUAAAAUGAUAGCUGAAAAGAUCAGAUGGGGAAAACAGCUAAAGGACCUCUGCUCCAGGAGACCUUAGUCCCAGAGCACGUGGCAUCUCCAAUACUGGGCAAGGUCUUACAGAGCAUCCCACACUCACCCAGGCUUGGGGUUUUGUUUAAUUUUUAUUUCAAAAGCUUGGAUAGCUUCAAUAUCCAGGUCGUGGCAAAAUCAGGACACGUGUAAAAUACCUUACAAUACAUUAGAUUCCCAAAAGGUACCAAAAAGUACAGUAAAAUUAACACUUCCAUUACUGGAAAUGUAUGACACAAAUAAUAUAAAAUUAAAAGGUGAAAAAGGUGACACUGGUUUCCUAAGAUACAGUUUACUCUUUACAACCAGGGUCCACAGGUCCAGGCUGCAGAGCGGCAGCAGGAAGCAGACCCUCCAAUCUAGAACAGGGUAACCUGGUAAUAAAAUCAGCCCCCUAAUGCCGCUCUGACCUCUGAGACGCCACACGCUGCCUACAACAACUAGAGCUCUGGAAUAGUAAACAGGAGAGUGAUUUCCGGGGGAAAUUUUAAAUAAGAUGCACAUGGGACAGGCCAUAAAAGUUUGCCAAGUUAAA
This is a messenger RNA of Rattus rattus (black rat), 2193 nucleotides long. It is a transcript of the gene Phykpl, whose product is annotated as 5-phosphohydroxy-L-lysine phospho-lyase. The record is from RefSeq and is a predicted model, not a curated record. Gene Ontology annotation, cellular component: mitochondrion. The coding region runs from base 111 to 1535 and encodes 474 amino acids. Lineage: Eukaryota; Metazoa; Chordata; Mammalia; Rodentia; Muridae. The transcript has 12 exons. Gene Ontology annotation, molecular function: pyridoxal phosphate binding; transaminase activity.